GAAAAAGCACGUGAGUUGGGUUGAAAUUGGGAAAACUUGGAGCGAAAGUUGAAGCACAGAAAAACGCAUAAACACAAAAACAAACACCAUCACCACCUUUGACAGAAACUAUCCUCAAAUUUGGUUUCGAUUCUUCAAAAGAAAUCCAUUCUUCUUCUUCUUCUUCUUCUUCUUCUUCUUCUUCUUCUUCUUCUUCUUCUCUUUCUCUGUAGUAAUUUCGUAAUAACCCAUUUCUUUGUUUUCGGCAAAACAACAAAAAGUGGAAGAGAAUGAUGCUGAACACCAACCCAUAUCCCAAAGCAAAGCACAGAAUAAAGUAACAACAACAACAACAACCAAAAAGCUUUACAAUCAUCUUCUUCCUCCCUUCCCCUUCGAAUCUCUUUUCUUAAAACCCCAUUUCAUCAUAUCAACAACAACAACAACAACAAUCAAAAGGGUUUCUCCAUGGGUCUCUGCUUCACCAGAACCCGCGACAUUCCAAUCGAUUCCUUCAACAAUGGCUCUGACACACCAAAUCCCCAAAUCAAACCUCAAUCUCAAAACCCACCACCACCGUCGAAACCGCAACAGAUUCCUUCUUACAAGUCCGUUCCGCCGUCGCAGAUCGGUCCAAUCACCGGCCGUCCUUACAUCAACAUAACCACACUCUACGAACUCCACAAGGAACUGGGUCGAGGUCAGUUUGGGAUUACUUAUCUCUGUACCGAGAAAUCCACGGGCCGUAAAUACGCUUGCAAGACGAUUUCCAGGAGAAAAAUGGUGAAUCCGAAGGAUAUUGAAGAUGUUAAAAGGGAGAUUUUGAUUUUGCAACAUUUGACUGGGCAACCCAAUAUUGUGGAGUUUAAAGGGGCUUACGAAGAUAAGAGGAAUUUGCAUCUGGUUAUGGAGCUUUGUUCUGGAGGAGAGCUUUUUGAUCGGAUUAUUAAGAAGAAGAGUUACUCGGAAAGAGAAGCGGCGUCGAUUUGUAAGCAGAUUUUGAAUGUGGUUCAAGCUUGUCAUUUUAUGGGGGUUAUGCAUAGAGAUUUGAAGCCUGAGAAUUUCUUGAUGGUUAGUCAAGAUGAGGAUUCGCCGAUUAAGGCGACUGAUUUUGGACUCUCUGUUUUCAUUGAAGAAGGCAAAGUAUACAGGGACAUGGUUGGAAGUGCAUACUAUAUUGCUCCUGAGGUUUUGCAGCGAAAUUAUGGGAAGGAGAUCGACAUGUGGAGUGCUGGAGUUAUUCUCUAUAUUCUCUUGUGUGGGGAGCCUCCCUUUUGGGGAAAGACUGAGGACGACAUAUUAAAAGAAGUUCAGAAAGGCAUCUUAAAAAUGGAAGAUGCUCCAUGGCCUUCCAUAUCCUCUUCUGCCAAGGAUCUUGUCUCGAAAAUGUUGACGAGGAACCCGAAGAAGCGGAUCACCGCUGCCGAAGCACUUGAACAUCCUUGGUUGAAGAUUGAGGGUGAGGCCUCUACCAAGCCCAUUGAUAGCGCUGUUCUCAUUAGGAUGAGACAGUUCAGAGCAAUGAACAAGUUUAAGCAACUUGCUCUCAAGGUAAUGGCAGAAAACCUUUCUGAAGAAGAAUUGAAGGGUCUGAAACAAAUGUUCACGAACAUUGAUACUGAUAGAAGUGGUACCAUCACAUUUGAUGAACUGAAAACAGGUUUGUCCAGGCUCGGUUCAAGGCUUUCCGAACACGAAAUAAAGCAACUAAUGGAUGCAGCUGAUGUCAACAGAAAUGGGACGAUUGAUUAUGACGAGUUUAUUACUGCAACGAUGCAUCGACAUAGGCUCGACAAAGAAGAAAACAUGUACAAGGCCUUCCAAUUCUUUGACAUAGAUGGAAGCGGAUUAAUUACAAGAGAUGAGCUCAAACAAGCCAUGAGUCAGUAUGGCAUCGGAGAUGAAGAUACCAUAGAUGAAAUUAUCAACGAUGUCGAUAUCGAUGGAGAUGGAAAAAUCAAUUACGACGAGUUUGUAAACAUGAUGACAAAAGGGACAGUGGAUGCAAAGAUGAACUAGAUUACAGAUUACUGCUUGUAAAAAGAGAAAAGGAAAAAGUUAAAGUUUGUUGUGCAUAGAUAUGAAAUUUAUGGAUAUAUUGCAAGUGUAACUAUAUAUAUAUAUAUAUAUAUAUAUAUAUAUAUAUAUAUAUAUAUAUAUACAUAUAGAGAAUACAAAGUCAAUAAUGUACAUUAUACUAAAGAGGUUUUCUAUUUGUCAAUGUACGAUCCUGUAUUAUUUGUACAGAAUUGGUUAAGAUUACAGAAGUUAGAGAAAGUCUUAAAUUAAUCCAUAUGUUUAAAAGUUAGAAUUCAUCUUUAUAGUCUAAUAAAAUCAUCAUAAGUUGUCUAUCA
Messenger RNA from Cucumis melo (muskmelon), 2333 nucleotides. Its product is annotated as calcium-dependent protein kinase 29. Gene Ontology annotation, cellular component: cytoplasm; nucleus. Gene Ontology annotation, molecular function: calmodulin binding; calcium-dependent protein serine/threonine kinase activity; ATP binding. Bases 448 to 1998 code for a protein of 516 amino acids. The transcript has 8 exons. The record is from RefSeq and is a predicted model, not a curated record. Lineage: Eukaryota; Viridiplantae; Streptophyta; Magnoliopsida; Cucurbitales; Cucurbitaceae. Gene Ontology annotation, biological process: protein autophosphorylation; peptidyl-serine phosphorylation; intracellular signal transduction.